GGCAGUAGUUGAGCUACCUCAGCGAUUCCUAUUGACCACACCCUUAUCAUUAUGUAGGUCGGCAGUGCCUAUAUACCUGGCCUAGAAUUGGUCUUGUGAGUUAUUCUAGAAGUGAGAUACUACGUAAAUCGUGUUGUUUGCCGAUGGAUAUUGUGGGGAUUCUCUGUGUACUCAGUACAUUAUUGCGGGUGGCAAUAGCAAGUGAAGCUACAGACUUGUUUCUAACUUUGUCUGAUGAUGUUGAUGAUGUGAUUCAAACUGAACAUAUUCUCAUCACUGAUGUUAGCCAGAGCAGUGGAGAUACACUCAUCUGUUGGUCAACUCGAGCUCAAAGAAGCUUCAGUUGGUUUCACCAGUUUAUAGGAAGUGAAGAAUUGACUGAACUUCCAAGGGUUACUGAAAACAAACCCAGCUAUUUUGGAUGGAAGAUUGAAAUAGGGCGUAAACUUGAAUACAACAAGCUUACUCUACUUAAAGAAAUGGAUACAAUUCCCAUUGAGGGAGUUUUCACCUGCAGUGUUGGAACACUCUAUACAGAUAUUUUUGAGGAAGACUCUGUGGGGAUUCAUUAUCCAAUUUGUCAGUACAGAGAGAUUGGAAAGCUGAGAGAGGGCAAUGGGAAAUUCAGAGUGAUUUGCAUGUCUACUGGAGGCAGACCACUGAGAAUGUCUGUCACUGGACCAUUUGGUGUUGUGGAGAACAUGAAGAACAUUAGUGGAAAGGGAAGUGUUGAGUGGGUAGGUAAUGAUACUUUCUCCGCAGAGGUUAAUAGUACAAAUGGAACUCAUGGAGAUGUGUAUGGUUGUAUGGCAUCUAAUGGAGUGUCUAAUGCUUCACACAGUUUCUCUCUGAAAGUUGCUGGGAGUCCAACUCUACUGUUAGUAGUACAGACAUCAGCUACGUCAGUGAUAGUGGAGUGGAGUCAGCCAUCAGGAGGAGCCACAGUGACUGGAUAUGUAGUACACUACAGUCAUGGAGACAGCAACACGACUAAGAGUAAUAUGACUGAUAGUACUGCUAGUAAGAGUGUACCUGGAUCUUCUACUCAUGCUCUGAUUACAAAUCUCACUGAAUGUUAUAACUACACAUUUUCUGUUGAAGCUACCUCAGAGCACCUCUCUCGAAUGUCAAAGAUAUUUAUUUUUAAACUAGGUGAAUCAGACCUAUCAGUGAAUGUCACAGCUGAAGCAGUGAGUUCAACAGUCAUCUCAGUCCAAUGGGACCACCUGAGAGCCUGCGGUCCAGUCAGUCAUCUGUCUGUUAAAUUCUCAGUGAAGUACACUGCAGUGUCAGUGCUGCUCUGAAGUUAUAAACCAAACUGAGAAUUAUUGUAACAUCAACUGAGGCAAUGCUGACUGGACUCACUCCAUACACCAAACUACUCCAUUACAGUAGCUGUAGUGAAUGAGAUGGGAAACGUGGGACCAUACAGUUACCCCACCACAAAUAAACUUUGGAAGAUGUUCCAGGUCCAGUAGGUGCAGUCACGGCAUCUCCCUCUUCGUCUCAAGUAACCCUGACAUGGGAGCCACCACUGAUGCCUAAUGGAAUAAUCAUAGCAUAUGAGGUUUCCUACAGACAAACAGUUUCCUCAGAGCCUGAGACUAGAGUGAACACCUCUGCUCUGGCCACUAAUUUCACCACAGAGAGCAACCUUGAGGAGGCCACUGAAUUCAUCUUCUCUGUGAGAGCCUACACCAGAGUGGGACCUGGAAAUGCUACCUCUCUUACUGUGGCUACAUUAGGUGCUGUGUCAAGUAAGAAUGACUGCUACUGUUUCCUCUCUUAAAACUAGAAUCCCCUAGCCUGCCG
This is a messenger RNA of Geodia barretti, 1812 nucleotides long. The record is from the annotation of a GenBank genome assembly. NCBI's taxonomy places the organism in Eukaryota, Metazoa, Porifera, Demospongiae, Tetractinellida, Geodiidae.